AUGUCAAUUAAACUAGUUAUUGGAGAGUUUUCUUGGAAUAUUAUUCGUGCAUAUGCCUUGCAUAUAGGCUUGGAUGAGUAUGAGAAAAAGAGGUUUUGGGAGGCUUUGGAUGAGAUGGUGAGAGAUGUUCCUAAUAAUGAUAAGCUUUUCAUAGGAGGGGAUUUCAAUGGGCACAUAAGGUCUUCUUCAAGGGGUUAUGAUGAUGUGCAUGAAAGCUAUGGGUUUGGUAUAAGGAAUGCCAAAGGAGUGGCACUUUUGAAUUUUGCUUGGGUGUUUGGAUUAGUGUCUUUCGACCUAAUAUUGGCUUUUGGUGAUGGACUUGGAGAUCAUAAAGAAGCGGAGGAGGAGAGGGAGACAACAAGAGAGGUGUUGGGUGUCUCGAGAGGCCUCUCGAGCAAAUACCAAGGGGACUGGUGGUGGAAUGAAGAGGUGAAGAAGAAGGUGGAGGCUAAGAAGAAAGCAUAUGCAAAGUUGGCUGAGUGUAAGGAUGAAGAGGAUAAAUGGAAAAAUUGGGAGUAUAAGAUUGCUAGGAGAAAG
Molecule: messenger RNA, 537 nt
Organism: Capsicum annuum
Lineage: Eukaryota; Viridiplantae; Streptophyta; Magnoliopsida; Solanales; Solanaceae
Exons: 3
Biological process (GO): chromatin remodeling
Cellular component (GO): nucleus
Source: RefSeq, a predicted model, not a curated record